UGAGCGAAACGGGAUCUAACUAUUUUUGACCAUAUUUAUUGGUUUAUUUUAGAUCCAUUAGUCGUGUGUACCCCAGUAGUGUGAUAAAUUCGCCUUUAAACUUUGCCUUGCGGAAGGGAUGAAGAAGAAGAAACAACAACUGCCUGUCCCCCAAUCUUGUGAAGGUAGCACGGAUAACUAUGUGCAAUAUAUUCCUGGAACUCUGAAUUUAAUACUCACAGCUCCCCAUGGAGGGCAUCUGAAGCCAAAGUACAUCCCCAACCGUUGUGAGAAGAGGUGGAAAGAUUGUGAAUGCAUGUACAGGUCUUGUGAAAACCCAGAUCUUAGUAUUAGUGUUCACAAUGACCGAAAAACACAGGAGCUCACUCUUAGUCUUGCGGAGGAGUUAGGAAAACUUACAGGUGGCAGACCUCAUGUUGUCAUAAAUCAUCUCCACAGAAAAAAGAUGGACGGCAAUAGAGGCGAGUGUAUUGGUUCUUUUCAUGUACCAGCAUCAUUGAGAGCCCACAGACAGUACCAUAGUACAAUACAGAAAGCCAAACAGAGUAUCCGUGGUGCAGGGCUGCUCAUAGAUAUCCAUGGCCAGGCCCAUCCAGAGAGACUCAUAGAACUUGGGUAUUGUAUUUCUAAAGCUAAACUCAAUGCAAGAGAGCUUUACCAUGAACAUACGUCAAUCAGAUCUCUCUUUGAAAGGAAGAAGGACAAAGUACAUUCGUUCUCCAACUUGAUCAAUGGAGAAGCAAGCUUCGGAGCAUUCCUGGAACAAAUGGGUUACCCCGCUGUGCCAUCAAAUCUGCACCCAUCACCAGAGGAGGCCCCAUACUACCCUGGGGGCUUCACUGUACAGACCCAUGGUUCCAAAAGUGGAGGUCUGAUUGAUGCUAUACAAGUGGAGUGCCCGGCUUAUCUUCGUGAAGAUGAAAAAAGGGCCGGAUUUGUUCAUGAUUUGGCAGUGGCCAUUAAGUCUUACCUAGAUGCCUACUAUAAUGACUGAUUUAUCUGGACAAAUGUUAUAAAUUUAUUUUCAGUUGUUUUUCUUAAAGUUACUAACAGCAUUGGCCCAGUUUGUCAGACAUUUUAAGGAUGAUGGGAGAUUUCUAUCUCUAACGGUGCUUUUUCUCUCAGUUGUUUUAAGUAUUUUUCAAGUAUUUUUUUUAUUUUGCACUCCCAAAUCUUGUUGAACUUCUGUAGACUGAAAUCGUAACAGCUGAGAUAUGAGGUAUUUCCCCCGUACUUGAAAUUACUUGAACACCCCUACAGAAUGAAAGCUGUGAACAAAUACAGGUUGUUUCUUUAUAAAUAUUUACUUUUUUGUUG
Molecule: messenger RNA, 1317 nt
Organism: Lingula anatina
Lineage: Eukaryota; Metazoa; Brachiopoda; Lingulata; Lingulida; Lingulidae
Source: RefSeq, a predicted model, not a curated record